AUGGUCUUCAGCGCCUCCAGCUUAGCUCCCUGUCGAAAUGUUGCCAUGUUGCUGAUAGAUCUUCUGCUCCGCCUUUUCGACUCGAAAUGCUGCCAUGUUGCUGACAAAUCCUCGCGCUGCCAGCCAAGGAGCGGGUUCCGAAUCGCGAUGCAGCAGCCUGAAGCGGGCGGCAAUGCCACCCGUCUCAACAAAAAAAAUAACUUUUCAAACUCCGACCAGGGCUGCACAAUUCAAAAGGCGCAGCGAUUUGCUGCCAGCGAAGCACCAAAAGCUAAAGGAGCUGCAGCACCGGGCAGUCGUUGCCUCGCUCGCACAUCGCUUGUCAUGGAUCUCCGGCGAGCCGCUCAGCCUUUAACUCACAUCACGUGUACAUGUAAUGCAGGCUGGUUGCUGGAGUCCAGCCUGGACGCCCGCGCUGAGCCGCUGCGCGCGCCUGUUGACGCGCUGCUUGUCAUGGAAGGGAAAGUUCCGAGCACACGAACUGCUGUUCAUGAUCGACUCGAGAAGAGGGAGCGCCGCCCGACUCGGGCCCCGAUCGGGGCGAGAGCGCCUUACACCUUGCCUACAAAUACAACAGCUAGACACGCGCGAACCGGAUACGGGGAUGCUCCUAGAGGCGGGCCCAAGUCUAGGGCCGCCCAAGGAGGAUGGGGUCAUGCUCACAUGAGCGAGUUGUUGCACGGAGGGAUGGGCGAGGAGCACAGCGCUCCGUCUCGGUUGACGGAUGGCCGGCCGCCCGCUUCAGUGCCGCGCAUCCUUCCACCUUCAGUUAAUAACAUGCGAGGCGGCAAGCCCAUCCGCCGCGCCGGCACACGUUGCCUUCGGACGGCGAAGCCAGCAGCUACACAUGCAUUUUAG
This is a messenger RNA of Phytophthora sojae, 858 nucleotides long. RefSeq lists its product as hypothetical. The transcript has 4 exons. The coding region runs from base 1 to 858 and encodes 285 amino acids. The record is from RefSeq and is a predicted model, not a curated record. NCBI's taxonomy places the organism in Eukaryota, Oomycota, Peronosporomycetes, Peronosporales, Peronosporaceae.